Molecule: messenger RNA, 1559 nt
Organism: Rhododendron vialii
Lineage: Eukaryota; Viridiplantae; Streptophyta; Magnoliopsida; Ericales; Ericaceae
Exons: 8
Coding region: 74-1174 (366 amino acids)
Molecular function (GO): Hsp90 protein binding
Source: RefSeq, a predicted model, not a curated record
GGCCCAAGUUCAACUAGUGCCGAAACUCUUCUCUCUCUCUCUCUCUCUCGGAGCAAAGCAAAGGCAGCAAGCAAUGGCUCUAUGGAUGGAAAAAGGUUCAGAACCUCAUACGGAAACAGAGAUAGCAGACCUUGACGCCAUCGCCGCCCUCAAACAGUCCGCAGCUAUCGAACUCAAGGAAAAGGGCAAUGAAUAUGUCAAGAUGGGCAAGAAGCACUAUUCCGAUGCUAUUGAUUGUUACACCAGGGCCAUAAAUCAAAAGGUUUUAAGUGAUUCUGAGAACUCAGUCCUCUUUGCAAACAGAGCUCAUGUUAACCUACUGCUGGGGAAUUAUAGACGUGCUCUAACGGAUGCCAAGGAGGCAAUUAACCUCUGUCCAACAAAUAUUAAGGCACUGUACAGAGCUGUCAAAGCAUCAUUAUCUCUGAAUCUCUUGUCCGAAGCGAAACAAUAUUGUGAGAAAGGACUUCAACAGUCCCCAGAGAAUGAGGAAUUAAGGAAGCUUGCCAGACAAAUCGAUUUACGAAAGUCGGACUGUGAACGCCAUGAAUCUCAAAUUUCCAAGGCUGUGGCAGCGGCUGAGGGUAUUGUUUCUGCUAUCGAAGAGAGAAAUCUGAAAAUUGGGAAGGCUAGUUUUCAAGAACUUACUGGAUCGAAAAAGCCCAUAUUAGAUGAAGAUAACAUUCUUCACUGGCCUGUUGUUCUUCUUUAUGCAGAAGUUAUGACUAGUGACAUUAUUGAGGACUUCUGUGAGACUGACAUGUUUUCAGCUCAUCUGGAUAUGAUGUUUUCAGAAAGUUGUCCACCAUUGCCUUGGGAUAAAGAAAAAGCUUAUUCUCGAGAUGCUGUUGAACUUUAUUAUGAGGUUGGUUCUGGUGUUGGCUUAUCAAGGAAGGAAAUUCUUCGGUACCUCUUAGAGGGGACUGCUGGUUCACAUAGUGAAAGCUUUGGGGACGAUGAGAAACAUGCGGGUGAUAGUUUAAAUCAUGGAAACUCUACAGGGAGGAGUCCUAAAUGGGUCAAAGUAAAUGAAAUGAGCACUCUGUAUAGCAUCUUGAAAGAACCAGAUAUCGUUAUCCCUGGAAUCCCAGUUUUCUUUAUCGUAUCAAGGAGCUCCAGCUUUUAUAAAGAUUUCAGAACCGGGAAGUGGGCUCCCCCAUGGCUUCAUGACUGAGACACUUUCUUGCAGCCGAAGUUUGUUUUUCUGUUUUGUAGCUGUAGCAAAGCAUCUUGUGAUUUACGAAUUAGAUGACGAGUCUGUGUGAUGACAAGUCUUAAAGUCUUGAGUGUUGUUACAGUGUUGGAUCUAUCACUUCCCAAACAUAGUUUUGUUUUGUUCUUUAUACUAAUCAAUUUCCGUGAACACUUAAAAUUUCUCUUGUUUCCGCUGUUGAAGAACUGCGACCUUGUCAAGCUUAACAGUCACUGCUCCAAGAGCCGAAGAGCUCUAAAUAGACUUCUCUUGUUUUUGUAUUAUCUUUGGAAAAAUGAAAAGAGAGAAUGAAACUACCUCUAGUCAUAUACCCAUUUGGCUGAACUAAAAUGCAAACUUGGAUUCA